This is a messenger RNA of Hippoglossus stenolepis (Pacific halibut), 2387 nucleotides long. It is a transcript of the gene wdr53, whose product is annotated as WD repeat domain 53. Gene Ontology annotation, molecular function: protein binding. The record is from RefSeq and is a predicted model, not a curated record. The transcript is spliced from 3 exons. Bases 90 to 1244 code for a protein of 384 amino acids. Lineage: Eukaryota; Metazoa; Chordata; Actinopteri; Pleuronectiformes; Pleuronectidae.
UCUAUAUAUAAUUGUGACGUAAUCACCCAGCGCCUCAGCUCCACAUGUCUUCCUGCUGAAGUUGAUGCUGCUCUCGCUAAGGGGUCACCAUGGCCAGGCAGUGGUCUGAGGGCCACUCCACCCCCAUCCUGUGCGUUGGAGCUUCUCCGGGUCCUGAGGGCCUCCUCGCUUCAGGCUCCGAGGGCGGAGAGGUGACCGUGUGGAGCCAGGAAGGGACCAUCAUCGGCAGGCUCACCCUCCCUGGUGAAGAGGACAGCACGAGUGUCGUGUUCUCACCUGCGGCUCCGUGUCAGCUGUACGUGUCUCACGGAGAUGCUGUGAGCGUCCUCGACCCCAGGAACCUGAGGGGCCCCGUGGAGGAGUUUCAGGGCGCGGGGGAAGAGGAGAUCAAUGCUUUAGCUUUAAAUGACACAGGCUCAGCCCUGGCGGUGGCCGAUGACUCUGGGGCAGUGCGGGUGCUGGAGCUUCCUGGGGGAAAAGUGUCCAGGACUCUUCGCAGACACACUAACAUCUGCUCGUCUGUGGCUUUCAGGCCUCACAGACCCAACAACCUGCUGUCUGCUGGACUGGACAUGCAGGUGAUGCUGUGGGGUCUGCAGAAGACUCGCCCUCUUUGGACACUCAACCUCCAGGACAUAGCAGAGGAUGAAGACGAUCACCAGCAGCGUCCUGGUCAGCUUUUUAACCCACCACUGGCUCACUGCGUCUCAGUGGCGAGCUGUGGGAACAUUGUGGGUUGUGCAGCAGAGGACGGUCGGGUGCACCUGAUGCGGAUCGGCAGCGGCUCUAAAUUGGAGCAGCAGGGCGCAGUGAAAGCCCACAGUCAGGGAGCCUCACAAGCCCACUUUGUUCAUUUACCCUCCCACCCGUACUGGCUCGUCACCGGGGGGAAUGACGGCCAAGUCGCCCUGUGGGAUCUCAGUAAGCACCCAGUCGUGGCUCCAGAGGGAAAAGCCCCACCUAGAGUGGCCCAACGCAGGAAGGGUAAGAACAAGACAAAGAGGAAAGAACCGUCGCAGGACAAAGCAGAGACGCCACUGAAGGCUGAAGCAGAGAAGGAAGAAGCUGAAGUGGAGGAAGAAGCUGCAGAGGAUGUGACCUACGACAAGUCUGGGCCCAAACUGAGCAUCAGUCACGGGGACAAGGUGAACUGGCUGUGCCCUGCGGUGCUGAAAGGAGAACAUUGUGUGGUUGUAGCUGAUCAGAGCUGCAGUCUGACUGUCUACCCUCUGUCUCAUCUUUAGAGUCGUGCACUUUACACCAUGUUCUUAAAGCUCUUGUUUUGGUCAUGGCUUUGCUUUAUUUUUAGUUUAUUUCUCAGAUUAUGUGUGUUGCUGUUAGGACCACUCACUCAGCUGCUGCACGUAAUGAGCCUUGUUAUAUUGGAGUAUUGGUAAAACAAGAUGUUAAUUAAGCUAUAAAAGUUUAUUUUGAUGAGUAAAGUUAUUAAAGAGCCAAUUAUCCCACUCAAAAUAAAACAAUCUAGUAACACAAAGGAUGAUGGUUUAUACAACUCGUCACAACUGUGACAAUGAGUUCUAAGCCGUGUCAGAAUUUAGGAAGACACCUAAUGGUAGGAUAAGAUUUGUCUGGUCUAAAUGAUCUGUGGCUUCUAAUUGUGAUGUCAGGUUCUUUCUCUCCUUUUAGUCUGAACUGAGGGCAAAAACCAGAUAUGACAGGUUGUCUUGGCAAAAUAUCCUGGACAUAAACUGUAAAGUAGUGGAUAGAAGAUAAAGCUGCUGUAGUGAGGUCCCAUCGAUACAGACUCGACCAAUCACAAGUCGUUUCACCCUAUUUUCAUAGCAUUAAAUAACUAAUUAAAAGCAAACUAUCAUUUAUCAAACCAUCUUUGAGAAAAAACAUUUUUACCUGUAUUUUGAUUUUUUUGUUUACUACAUGUCCCAUCCACUAAUAUGGAUGAGACAGGGUUUGUGACCAAUACGAUAGCCAGCCACCAGUGAGUGAUCAAGAUGCUUUGGCCUCACUGUUGGGUAGCCGACAUGUGGUUAAUCUUUAUAUACAGUCUAUGAAUUAAACGGUGAAGCACCAGUAUUGUAAGUAGAUAUUUACAGCAGAGAUCAAACCCCACAAACACACUAUUUAAUUUAAUCUGUAAUAGUUUUAAUGCUAUCUCCACUUGUUUGAUUUGGCGCAGAGGGGAUUCAGUGUGUGUGGUCCCAUAAAAGUGUUUGAAAUGUACUUUGUUGUGUGAAACUGGAUUCUUUAUAUUUUCUUUAAUGUUGGUGGUCUGUGAAAAUACCACAUUAGAUGAAAAGAAAUCUGCUUUUCAUGUUUUACCAAGUCUGAUGUGUUUUAUAGAAUUAAAAGAGGACGUGUCCCAAUCCUAACCGGGUGCCAUGCAGAAAAUAAAGCAGAGUGAAGUGAAA